Molecule: messenger RNA, 4405 nt
Organism: Brachypodium distachyon (stiff brome)
Lineage: Eukaryota; Viridiplantae; Streptophyta; Magnoliopsida; Poales; Poaceae
Product: mediator of RNA polymerase II transcription subunit 33A
Exons: 12
Coding region: 83-4066 (1327 amino acids)
Biological process (GO): regulation of phenylpropanoid metabolic process
Cellular component (GO): mediator complex
Source: RefSeq, a predicted model, not a curated record
CCAAAGACUCGACUGACUCACAACAAGGAGAGGAAGGGAGAGAGAGAAGGCGAGACCGAAAUCCAAACCCAAACCCUCGGCCAUGGGGUCGGCGGAGGCGCCGGCGCCGGUGGUCGACGCGGGGGAGCUGGAGAGGAGGGUGAUGGCGGCGGUGAAGGCGUCGGAGGCGCGCGGGGACCCGCCGCUGCUGCGGGCGGUGGAGGUGGCCCGCCUCGUCGCCGGGGAAGGGGAAGGGGGCGGGCUGGGGCUCCCCAGCGCGGAGCUCGCGGGGAUCCUCGUCUCCAACCUCUGCUUCGCGCACAACUCGCCCUCGCUGUGGAAGCUCGUCAGCCAGGCCAUGGCGUCCCGCCUCCUCUGCCCGCUCCACGUCCUCGCGCUCCUCACCGCCAGGGUUCUGCCGCAGCGGCGAGCCCACCCCAAGGCGUAUCGGCUGUACCUGGAGCUGUUGAAGGCCAACGUCACGUCCUCCUCGCUGUCCCUGCAGGCCGGGCCUAAUCGUGACAAGAUAACGAGAUCCAUCGAUGCCGCUUUGCAACUGUCGAAAAUCUAUGGGGUUAGCGGAAUAGACUUUGGCCAUGUCGUCAUUCUGUUUGUGUUGGUUGUUAUCACCAAACUGAUCGAUUGCGUGCUGGAGGAUUGCGGCUUUCCAUCUGGAAUGACAGAGGAGCAGGAUAGCGUAUAUUCCAUUGAAGGUCCACAGGGUAUGGACUUGGAUGUCGAAGGGGUCUCUAGUGCGCAGCAAAUUGAGCACCGUGAACAGCUGCGUCGAAAGAACACUGUCAUGGCUUUUGAAGUGGUGCAUAUGAUGGCUGCUGAUAGAAAGAUUCAAGCAUUUCUCCGUUUGAUAUGCCACAACAUGCCUGAUAAAUUCAGUGCUCUGAGCCAGAGGUUGACAUUGGUUGAAGUUCACAAAAUGACAUUGGAGAGACUAUUGGCUCCUAGUCAUAAAAUUGAUGAUUUGUUGAUGGAUAUCCGGAGAGUUAGCAAUGUAGAUUAUCAGCCAAACAACAAGCGGCUUGUGGGUGUUCUUGGUAACAUGAGAUCUAGCGGUUCCCUGCUGGGCCAGCUUACAGGAGCCGGAAGAGCUGCAUGCUGGAUUAUAUUUGAUAUUUACAUGGAAAAUGCAAUUGAUGGGAAACAUCUAAGUGGUAUAUCUGCUAUCGAGAUUCUAAAAGAAACGACCAAGACAGUCCAAGCAAUCAACGAGGCAAGUUGGCAGGAAACCUUUAAAGCUCUUUGGAUUUCUGCACUUCGUCUUGUACAACGGGCUAGAGAACCCCUUGAGGGUCCAAUUCCUCAUCUAGACGCGAGACUAUGCAUGCUAUUAGCUCUUAUUCCUCUAGCAAUCUCUGCAAUUCUUAAAGAAGAAACUGAUGCAUCUGGAGCUGAAGGAAACAAAAGCCUUCCACGAAGACUAGGACUUAUAUCUUCACUCCAGGAUUUGGUCCAAUAUUCUGGACUUCUUGUACCACCUUCGUCACUGGUAAACGUGGCAAAUGCUGCAGCUUCGAAGGCUGCUAUAUUUAUGGCUAAUUACAAGGCAGGUGGUGGCAACCCAAGCAUGAUUAGCCAGAGUGACUCUUCGACUAAAGCUGUUGGAAACAUGCUGCAUCUUAUAGUUGAAGCCUGUAUCUCAAGGAAUUUGAUCGAUACCUCUGCUUACUUGUGGUCUGGUUAUGUUGUAUCAUCGGGGCAUUUGAUGGAUACAGUUUUACCCCAGGAAUCCCCAUGGUUGAACUUUAUGCAAGGAGCUCCACUAUCUGACCCACUUAAGAAUGCUCUCAUCGCUACUCCUGCUUCAAGUCUUGCAGAACUGGAUAAACUGUACCACAUAGCAUUGAAUGGUUCAGAACAAGAAAAAUCAGCUGCAGCUAAAAUUCUGUGUGGUGAAACACUUGUUCGUGGUUGGAAUAUCCAGGAACAUGUUGUCCGCUUAGUGGUUAAGUUACUGUCGCCUCCUUUGCCCUCAGAUUCCUCAACACAAGGGAGCAUGAGCCACUACCUUAGCCAGAAGUCUACGUUGAAUGCAAUCUUACUUGGUGUUUCAUAUGUCGAUACAAUCCACAUCCUUUCUUUGUAUGGAAUGGUUCCAGAUGUUGCUGCAGCUUUAAUGCCACUCUGCGAAGCCUUUGGGUCAAUGUCACCCCCGUCUAACCACAGGUCUACCAUUUUUGAUGAAACAACGGUUUACUCAGUCUUCUCCUGUGCAUUUCUUUGUCUUCUCCGGUUGUGGAAAUUUUACAAACCCCCUCAAGAGUACUGUCUUGCUGGCCGCGGAGGCUCAGUAAGGUUGGAACUUACUCUGGACUAUUUGUUGUUAAUGCACAAUAGCCGUAUUGAGUUCCCAAAUUCAUCUGCUACUGGUACUAACUCAAGCAGCGAUGUGGAUUCAUUCAAUGAGGUUCCAACCCAACCAAUUUAUAUCGAUUCCUUCCCUAAGCUAAAGGCUUGGUACUUUCAGAAUCAAGCUUGCAUAGCCUCUCCCCUUUCUGGUCUUUGCAACAAAAAUCCGGUCCAUCAAGUUGCAAACAAAAUUUUGAGUAUGAUUUGCCGAAAAAUGAAUAAAAGCGGGGUAGUAUCUGGUAAUCUUUCAUCCACUUCUAGUAGCAGUGUCAGUGGUUCUUCUCUAAGUACAUCAGAUGAUUCCUAUCAAAGACCCAUAGUUCCUGCAUGGGAAUUUCUAGAAGCAGUUCCUUUCGUUCUUGAAGCUGUUCUUACAGCAUGUUCUCAUGGGAGGCUUUCCAGCCGGGACUUGACUACAAGUUUAAGGGAUCUAGUGGACUUCUUGCCAGCUUCUCUGGCUGCAAUUGUUAGCUACUUCUCAGCAGAAAUUACGCGAGGAAUAUGGAAAACUGUCUCUAUGAAUGGAACUGAAUGGCCAAGCCCUGGUACUGCCCUUCACUCCAUUGAAGCUGAAGUAAAGGACAUUCUUGCAUCUGCUGGUGUUCAGAUUCACAGCUGCUACCCACGUGGUGUUCCGCCAAUGCUUCCUUUACCAAUGGCUGCGCUUGUCAGCUUGACUAUUACGUUUAAGCUGGAUAAGAGUCUGGAAUAUAUUCAUGGGAUCAUUGGCCAGGCACUUGAGAACUGCGCAGGGGGCAGUUCCUGGCCAAGCAUGCCCAUCAUAGGGGCCUUAUGGACACAGAAAGUGCGAAGAUGGCAUGAUUUCAUUGUCCUCUCAUGUAUGCGUUCUCCGUUCGGCAGAGACAAAGAUGCGGUUGCACAGCUCAUCCAAAGUUGCUUCUCAUCCUUUCUGCUCUCCUCCCCGUCCAGCAGGUCUGAUAUUACUGCAAGCCGUGGAGUUGGAGCUUUAAUGGGAGAGUCAAUCACAGACCAAGGUCUGCAGCUUCCCAUGGCCCCUGGAUUCAUUUACCUGAGAACUUGUCGAACGUUCCAUGAUACCUACUUUGUCAGCGAGACGAUCCUCAAGCAAGUGAUUGAUUGUUCCCACAAACUUGCAAACGGAUGGUCUUCCAAUGGGCCUUCACAUUUAAAAUCAGGCCGAACGCCACUAUCUGGUGCUGCAUCCAUGGCGUAUCAGGUUGCUAUGCUUGGUGCCGGACUCCUGUGUAUUGCAGGGGGGCCUCUCGUGGUCCAGGUGCUGUACGAGGAGACCUUGCCGACGCUACUGCUAUCAGCUCGAAAACAGGUUUUGAAAGACCCUGGACCAGUGUCCAGCACACUCCAAGGUUAUGCCAUGGCCAACAUGCUCUUCUUUUGUGGCAGUCUACUCUGGGGUUCAGAAAAGACUUCUCCAGCUAUGAAAAUGUCUUUCCUGUCAAGGAGGCCACGAGUGGUGGGCACUCACAUGGAUUUUAUUGCCGGUGUGUUGGACGGGCACAUCUUGCUGGGCUGCGACCCAGGUACAUGGAAGGCAUAUGUUUCGUGCUUUGUAUUCCUGCUGGUGAAGUUUGUUCCGUCAUGGCUGCGGGACAUAAAACUCGACACGCUGAAGAAGAUUGCCGCUGGCCUUCGGAGUUGGCAUGAGCAUGAUCUCGCUCUAUCUCUACUUGAGCGAGGAGGACCACAGGCGAUCUCCAUCGUAGUGGAUACCUUGCUGCAAUGAUGUCGCCUUCCAGACUUUUGCCCCCCACCUAACAUAGAAGUCAUUGGAGUUUCAAGCCUGAAUUCUAGAUUAUUUUAAUCUUUUCGGGGAGCCUGAAUUCCAGUUGAGCUAGCCAUCAUGGUAGCUGUAUUGUCCUCGGUAGAAAUCUAAGUUCAUACGUAUAGUGUCAGAUUGUAUGGUCUCUUUGUAGGACUAGAAUAUAAAUGUGCGCAUUUGCCGUGUCUGAACAUCUUGAAAAAAGUGAGAAAUUUACUUGAGAAAACUGGACGGCAUAAAUGUAUGAGAAAUAUUGAAUUACAGUUCCUCAGUAUAGAUGGGGCAUAUUUGUUCGGAACUUUA